AUGAGCGCAAACGUCAGCUGGGAGACGGACGGUGUUCAUCAGCUCGGUGGCGGAAGCUUGGACGACCUGCUGCGACCUGCGCCAGUGCCAUGGAAGUCGAGCCUACUCAGCGAGUCGGCAAGCAGUACCUACAGCGACACAGACUUAGCGGCCCGCAAGCUCGAUCUCAGCCGAUCAUAUGGAACCACAAAGCUAGAUGGGAACGAGUACGGGCGCCUCGAUAGCUCCUGGCUCGGCAUGAGCAAGCCAACUAACGAGCUUGGCCUGAGCAUUUCCGAUCUGCCGAGCUUCCAAUCUAACCUGGCAUUACGACGCUCGGAUAGCAAGCGAGACUACGCAGUUCCGAUACUGAACCUUGGUCUGUCGAGGACAGUGUCUGAUCAGUCGGCACCCGAUGAAUGCUUGCCUACGCCCGCGCUAUCCAGCUGCUCGCUGCCAUCGCAAGGCGAAGGCAUCAGCAGCGACGUACGUACCGCGAGACUCUCACAUAUGCCUUCCGUUUCUCGUACGACGAGUGAUUCGAGCAACAGCAGCAAUGCGUCAGUGCAGCAGUACCCUCAACCAUCGCCGUCACACUAUGAUAUGCAGACGCCGCUCAAAGAUGCGUCAAGCCAACGGCAGCACUUCGCACACGGGAAUUCGUACGAUCCUGAUUCGCCUUUUAAUAAUACUCUGCCGCCGCAGGAGCACAUGCGCUUCCUGCAGACCGUCAAGCGCGACGGAUUGAAAAGUCAUCUAAUGGGUACAGGGCUCGACGGCGGCUUCCUGACAUCGCCACUGUGCUUUGCACGAAAUGGCAACGAGGCGCCACAGGUGCCCAUGACGAUCUCCCAGCGUGCGCCUAGUAAGCUUGCGCAGGCUGUUGAGCCAUCAAGUCCGAUCGUAUCUACCUCACAAGAGCACAAUGACGAAUCGCAUGCUGAUCUACCGCCAGCCGAGAACCGACUCGACCAGUACUAUCGUUACCAGGCCAGUCGCGCAUUAUCGCCUAGUCUUGAUAACGCAGCACCGGACCGAACAGAAGCACGGCGAAGCGUAACACCUGUACACGACGACGAGAGCAGACUGAUUCGACCAAAAGGUAGCAAGAAACGAUUGCGUCUGACGCCGUCCAAGUCGCGAUUGCGUCCCAUCGAGCCAAUAGAGCAGCAUGCGCUCCUCAUGCCCGACGAGCACGCUUCGAUGCCAAUGAUACUCUCGCCAAGUGUUCGACCUUUGCCUGUUCCUGUCAAUUCGCCUACCGUCGACGCUCACCGUGCGCGAAGCAUGCCGAUAGACCUUGAGGAACUCUGCAAUCUCGGAUUAGGCGAAGGCGACUUUCAUAGAAGCCCGGCGCAACAACUGAUGUCGCCACCUGGCGAUGCAGCGGCUGAUCCUUUCUUUCUCGAGCACUCGGAUCAUCAGCUGGAUCACUUCUUGGCUAGUCCGACCGUCUCCGUCCAUUCCCUCUUUCUCAGUCCAUCAAUGAGCCCUUCUGCGCAGCAGGGCUUUAGCAGCUUUGGCUCUGCCGCACAAGACUUCUUCGACAGUUCGAAGACGCCUGCCGUACCUGCAAUUCCUUCGCAGUAUCUAUCAUCUGCGCAGCCCAUCGUUCAGAUAGACUAUCCGAGCGAACGGCCUAAAGGACGAUCUGUAUCACUUGCGCCGCCCGAAAAACCGCGACAGGUCCAGCGCAAGCGGAGCCACAUCGAUAUGGAGCAAGCGCAAGCGCAGCAACAGAGAGCAGUGUCCGAAGAAGUCACUCUUCUGAGUCCAAGCACGCUGGCUCGACGAGUCAUCUCUGGCGCGACGUAUCGUCGCUUGAAGCCUGGACCGAAGCCGAAGCGAUCUAUCUCUUCCAAUGGCGUUGUCUACCCGCCCUGUGAGCCUCGCGGAUCAACAUCGCCCUUGCCGGCAGCGGAAGUCACGCUCAAUCCUGUCGUCGUCCUUGCGGGCGGAGAGACGGCGGUGCUCGACAUGACACCCUUGCCCGAUGAGGAAAACGAAGACACGGGACCACCUGGAUCUUCGCUACCCCGUUCGGUCAUCGAAUCGCUCUACAAGACGGUGUCGAUCAAGGUGAAUGACACACGAGGGGAGAAGGAAGAAAGGCGGUAUGUGUGUCUGGUCGAUGGGUGCGAGCGCGAAUUCCCACGACGGGGUGCUAUUGCGAGCCACAUCCAAACGCAUCUCGAAGAUAAGCCGUUUGUAUGCUCUGUCGGUGACUGCAAAUCGUCAUUUGUGCGAAGUCAUGAUUUGAAGCGCCACGAGCGAAUCCAUUCCGACGUCAAAUCGUUCCUUUGCCCUUGUGGCAAGGGCUUUGCACGAGGCGACGCGCUUCAACGUCAUCGCGUCCGGGGUAUCUGUGUGGGCUCGAUUGUUCCCCUCAAGCGAGCCCUCUAA
Messenger RNA from Mixia osmundae IAM 14324, 2382 nucleotides. RefSeq lists its product as uncharacterized. The record is from RefSeq and is a predicted model, not a curated record. The transcript has 3 exons. NCBI's taxonomy places the organism in Eukaryota, Fungi, Basidiomycota, Mixiomycetes, Mixiales, Mixiaceae. The coding region runs from base 1 to 2382 and encodes 793 amino acids. Gene Ontology annotation, cellular component: nucleus. Gene Ontology annotation, biological process: regulation of transcription by RNA polymerase II. Gene Ontology annotation, molecular function: RNA polymerase II cis-regulatory region sequence-specific DNA binding; DNA-binding transcription factor activity, RNA polymerase II-specific.